UCAUCUCUCCUUUUUCAUUCACAGGAAAAUACACCAGCAUGAUAUUCCAGAGAAAAAAUAAGAAGAUUUUCAACAUGAAGCUUGCUUGGCUCCUGAUACUGGUUCCGGUUCUCUUUCUUCACCCAGUCAGUACCGAAUGCAGUGAUACUACUCAAACUGUAAAAUGUGAAGAAGUGGCAAAAACCUAUUCUUUUGUUCCUUCUAAUCUAAACAAAAAUAUCUCUAUGCUAUAUCUUAGUUGUAACCAUAUUACUCUAAGCAAAAAUGACACACUAAUACUUCGUCAGUACAAUAAUCUCACAAAACUGUAUUUGAACAACAACUCUAUUGUUAUUCUUCGUAAUUACAGCUUUGAGAGUCUUCUAAAACUAAAAAUUCUUGAUAUCAGCAGUAAUUAUAUUGAAAUAGUUGGAAAAGCAGCAUUUGCUGGUUUAAAUGAACUGCAGGUUCUGCAUCUACAAAAUAACAAAAUUACACAAUUAAGUUCUGAUGCAUUUGCAGGGCUAAACAACUUGAAAGUCUUGAACUUACAAAACAAUCUUCUAAAAUAUUUUGAUGUUGAAGUAACAUUUAAUUCAAUAUGUAUUACACUAAGUGGAAAUCCAUGGACUUGUUCAUGUGACCUUCUUAGUUUACAGCGUUGGCUGAAUAACCGUACUGUGACAAUGGAAAAUGAGAACAAUACUAUGUGCACUCAUCUAGUUACUAUGAAAAAAUACCCUAUCAAGACAACAAAUAUAUCAAAUUGUAAUCAAAUGGGAACAUCUGGAACAACUCUCUUACCUUUUACUUCUAUUAAUGCUAUCUAUGGCACUACAUACAAUUAUACAAAUGGAUCAGCAUAUUCAGGUAUUCAGCCCAUUGGCAAAAGCUGGACUUUUCUGUUGGGGGUCCUAGCAGUCAUCCUUAGCACUACAGCACUGAUUACUGUUGCUAUCAAAUUUCCAAUGUGGUACCGUCACUUCAUCAACUAUAAUCACAGACGCCUGAAAGAAAAAGAAGAAUCUGAGAUGUUUGAAGAAACAUUCACACCACAGUUACGCACGAUCCCACAAACUUCAGCGACGAAUGAAGAAGAGUCUAUAGCUGCUUUUGAACAAUUUCAUACAUUUGUUCCAGAAGAUGAUGGAUUUAUUGAAGACAAAUAUAUUGAUCCAUAAAGGUUUACCAUAAAUAUUGUAGACCAAAACUAUUUGUUAUUAGCACAGAAGUGUGCUAUAUAUAGGACAAAAAUACACACACAAUCUGUUAUUUGUCAUUAAUUAAUUUUAUAUGAUCUAAACUUACUAAGAAAAACCUUACCACCUUGAUUUAGCAGAUACUGAUAUGAUGGAUUUCUAAUGCAGUGAAUCAAAUUUCUGUGUUGAUUUACAUCAGUUGUGUAAUGAUGUCAUAAAUUACGCCAUUUGCAUUCAUUUACAUAAUUUGUGUAAAUGGGCUUGCAAGCAACAUUACAAGACACAAAAGAGGCUACGCUUAUGUUGUGAUGUUGGAGCACUGCUUUUGUCAAUUUGCUCUCCUCUGCCCUCUCCUUUCAGAUGCCACUGACUGCCACUUACUUCCAUGAAAGGAAUUCUGGAUUAACAUGAAUUACCCCCAACUGUAAUAAGAGCUGCUUUGCAAUUUUUAUGCCAAUUGUUCUUGUGACUGCUAUUGUUUUGUGUGUGUGUGUGUGUGGUAAAUAUGUCAAUUGUGAAAGCCUUCUUCAAAUGCUUGAGAACAAACAGCGGGCAAAUGCCAAGAAACUGCAAUGUGUAUGAAAAUUCACUUCUUCAA
Molecule: messenger RNA, 1776 nt
Organism: Candoia aspera
Lineage: Eukaryota; Metazoa; Chordata; Lepidosauria; Squamata; Candoiidae
Gene: LRRC19
Product: leucine rich repeat containing 19
Exons: 5
Coding region: 39-1160 (373 amino acids)
Biological process (GO): interleukin-8 production; positive regulation of non-canonical NF-kappaB signal transduction
Cellular component (GO): plasma membrane
Molecular function (GO): protein binding; signaling receptor activity
Source: RefSeq, a predicted model, not a curated record